CGCGGCAGUCACAACAAGAAAGAGGAGGAAGAGGAAAAACGACAGCACCAGCCAGUUUGGAUUCGUCGUCGACUCGCAUUGCGUGACAACACGGGGAAACGCAUUCGGGCUUCUGAUUGCUCCCACUCGACACCAUGUCUGAAUUGUUACGCUACAUCGACUACGACCACAAGGCGACCUUCCUGAAGAUGCUCAACCAGCAGCGCAUGGAAGGUGAGCACUGCGACGUGGUGGUGGUGGUGGAGAAUAUCGAGUUCCGGGCUCACCGCUGCGUCUUGGCGGCCUGCAGCAACUACUUCAAGAAGCUGUUCAAGAAGCAGAGCGACGAGGACAACUCCAUCGUAGAGCUGGACUUCAUCCGUUCGGAUAUCUUCGAGGAGGUGCUCAACUACAUGUACACGGCGAGACUGGCCGUGCGCAAGAAGGAUAUCAACAUGAUGAUGUCGUCGGGCCAGAUCCUGGGCAUCAACUUUCUGGACAACCUGUGCUCGCAGAAGCGCGAGCUGACCAACAUGAAGACGCGUGAAAAUCAGGCACCGCCGGGCGACCACGGCCUGCGCGCGCAGGACGCCAUCCUCAAGGAGCUGGCCAUGGAAGAGGUGCGCAAGAACAGCUUUUAUGACACAGCCAUGGACGGCAUGGGUGGCGCCGGCGGCUCUCACGUGCCCCAGCCGCACGGCUACAACACGGGCUUAGCCAAGGACCCGCACGCGCAUGGCUGGGGUUCGUCCUCGUCCGGUGAUAUGAAGCUGGAGUACCUGCUGUACGGCCACCGCGACCACGGCUCGCUGCCCGGCGCCGGGCCCAAACCGUUGGAGCACAACGCCAAGAAGGAGCGGCUGCUCACCGCCAACCGGCCCUAUGGCUGCGAGCACUGCCCCAAGGCCUUCACCACCGCCGCCCACCUCAAGGAGCACCUGAAGAUCCAUUCGGGCUUUAAGCCGCACCGCUGCGUGGUGUGCGGCAAGGCCUUCAUACGCGGGCCCGACCUCAAGCGCCACGAGCGUGUGCACAGCAACGAGCGGCCCUUCGCCUGCCAGCUUUGCGAGAAGGCCUUCAAGCACAAGUCGCACCUAAAGGACCACGAGCGACAGCACCGCGGCGAGCGGCCGUUCAACUGUGGCUCCUGCGACAAGGCCUUCAUCAAGGCCUCGGACCUCAAGCGCCACUGGAACACCAUGCACAGCGGCAACCCGCGCCGCCAGAUGUCGCUCUCGCCCGCCGCCUCGCAGCACGCUGCCGACGACCAGCGGGACUGGAAGCUGGAGGCGGCGGCCGCUGCGGCGGCGCACUCACACGCUGACUGCUGAGACAAUUACGUGACAAAAACAACAUAAAAAAGCCCAUGACAGGCAGGCUCAAAAGACUACUUGUAUUUCUUCAACAAUGUUUUGUUUCCACGUGUAAAAUCGACGUUUAGUUUUUCCUCACAAAGCAGUGUAAGUGUUGAGGUCUCAUUAUUACUUUUCUUUGUUUUAUGGUAUCGAAUGAUGACCAAGAGGGGCUUAAAGGAGACAUACUGUGAUAUUUUUUCCCCUCCCCUUGCAGUUUUUUUUUACUGAGAAUGCAAACUUACUCAGCGUUUAAUCAUCAUUAUAUAUUACAAUUGCAGAGACUUCUUUUAUGAACUACUGUACAUAUUUGCAAUCUCUUAAAGACGCUGAGCAGAAAAAAUAAUCAUUCCAAAAAAAAAUUUGGUACAAUAUACAUAAAAAAUUUUUAAAAAUCAAGUAUUUUAAAUACUUUUUCUUGAUUUUCAAACAGGUCUAAUGAUAGAGCAAAAACUAGCAAAGCCUGUUGGUAGAGAGCCCAUCAGUGGCCCACCAUGUUUUUGGGAAAAGAAAAAUGUAAAUUAGCAGGAAUUUUGAAUUCAUGACUUAUUUCUUAAUAUAUGCUAUUUAUUGACAUUACUCAAACGUAGUCUUACAUAGGGUGCAGUCUUGAAAUACAGUUUGAACAAGGACUGGGACAGGUUUGUUCACAUACCGACAUUAAGAUAUCACCAAUGUGCUUUCAAAUGUAUCACUGGAUGCUGUUAAAAUACAUAUAUAUACAUUUUAUAGUUUAUUUUAAAUCGCUAUUUUAGCUGUGGGGUGAGGGAAGAAAAGCCUGGAGGCCCGCCACGCAUCUAAGACAUUGAGGGGAAAUCCAGCAAUGUCAAUAUAUAGUUUAAUUUUUUGAAUACAAUGAACUCAUUUGCUGCCAUUUAUUCCCAACCAGGCUCUCCCAGUCAAAAUGGAUUUGUGCCCAUCGUCGUCAAUGGCAGCCUAUGGAUUAAAAUAAGAAUCACUGUGCUGGGGCGCACUGACAGACUGACGGCUGUACGUGCAUGCCUUCGACUGGCUAACUCGGAACCUACAGGCAAAAGAAGUCAGCGACUAAAUGAUCAGCCCUGAUACAAAAAUUAAAAAUCUGGCUCCAAUGUUCAAUGGAUACUGGUCCAUUCUACAUAGCUACCAAGUUUCAAGACGAUCAGUUCACGAAUGACGGAGAAUUAGAACUUCAAAAUUAGUCUCCACAAGAAGAAUAACAACCUGAUUGGCAAGUGUCAAGCAGCUGACUACUCUGAAUAGAUGAAAAGUAAGGCUAGACUAUAAGGCUAACAGGUCAGUUAGCGUGUCGAGCUAGCAGGCGGGUUCACAGCGUGUAGAACAGUAAUUUUAAUCUUCAUAAUAUGUCUCCUUUAACGUCAAUUGCGUGUAAUCAUGUGGGUGGUUUUUUUUCCUUAAAUGGAGGUGUUUAGUUAGUCCUGAUUGGUCGCACUGUACAAAAAAGAAAGGCGACCGUUUGUCACACGGCGAUAUUACCAAAGCGUCGGUUCGCUGUCGACUCAUUUACUGUCAUACAGUAACACAUGUCAACGGUCAUUGAUGGACGUCUUGUUUGUAUAUACUGUAGCUUACUUACAUGAUUAGCUUGUGGCACAAUUUAGAGUUGACAACGAGAAAUUAUGCACAUACUUAUAUAAAUAUAUAAAUAUAAAUAGCGUUGUCCCGCUCCGACGCUUUGACAAUAAAACACCGUUUUGUAUGUGAUUACUUGUUUGUUUUUGUUGUUGUUCUGAGCACACCUUUUAAUUGCAGAGGAGCGUUUAAGGCCACACGCCAAAGAAAAGUCAUGCUACUACCGAAAAAGAGAAUUACAAGAACAAAGUUGCCGUUUCAUGAAAAGACGUUCUGCUUCUAUGAGAAUAUGUUUGUGAAUUCCCAUCUUUCAAAAAACAAUGGAGCUUUUUUUGCAUUGUUUUAUCAGUAAAUACAAUUCUCAUAGUAUGUCUAUUUAUAUGUGCAAAAUUAUAACAUUGUGAAAAAAAUUCUCAUGGGAAAUUCUUGGUAGGUGUGUAAAAUAUGCUUUUUCAUCUAUUUUUCUUGGGGAAAUGGCUGCUAUCGUGACAUUGUUUUGGAUAAAAAUGACUAAUUUUGUUAAGUUUGUGAGUGGGAAAGAAAGUACUAUUCCUGUGGUAUGCAUUUUCCCUGUAUAAAAACAGCUAUUCUUGUAGCAUUAAGACUAUAUCCUCUACAUUUUUUUGCUCAAGUGUGGCCUUAAUACUCCUUUCUGACAGUGGGCUCAUGCUAUUUUUAGUUGGUUCAUUUAUUUCCUGUGAAAAAUAUGAUAAUCAGGGAGAGACAGAAAAAAGAAUCACACUUCACCAAAGCUUUUACUAUAGUCUAAUAUGAUUUUCUAUAACUGACAGGUGAAACUCAACCCACCCGAGUAUAUUUUUGUAUAUUUAAUGAACUACUGCAACACUCAUCUAAAAAUUACUUGUCAUU
Corythoichthys intestinalis (scribbled pipefish) is the source of this 3773-nucleotide messenger RNA. Its product is annotated as zinc finger and BTB domain-containing protein 14-like. Gene Ontology annotation, cellular component: nucleus. Gene Ontology annotation, biological process: regulation of transcription by RNA polymerase II. Gene Ontology annotation, molecular function: protein binding; DNA-binding transcription factor activity, RNA polymerase II-specific. The record is from RefSeq and is a predicted model, not a curated record. Lineage: Eukaryota; Metazoa; Chordata; Actinopteri; Syngnathiformes; Syngnathidae. The transcript has 2 exons. The coding region runs from base 135 to 1310 and encodes 391 amino acids.